GAGUCGCAAGAGUUGCCAUGUUGAUAUUUAUUCACUUGCACUCGCCCCUCGGCCGCUCCCAGGGCCGAGAUUUUCUUACACAAAUCUUGGAGUGCAAUUCAGCGACAUUUCCUUCUGGAGAGUCGAGAGGGAUAGAUGGAGAGGAAGAACAAAGUGCUGAUAAUAGGAGGAACUGGCUACUUGGGCCAACAUCUAUUGCAACGCCUUUCACAGAUCAAAGACACCCCUUUUGAUCUUGCCUUCACCCACUACUCUACUUCCACUCCUCCUCAGCCCUUGCUCGACGCCAUCCCUCAUUCCCUCGCUUUCCACGUCGAUUUGCAAUCUGGAGAAGGAUUUCAAGCCAUCUCACGUCAAUUUGGCCAGCCUCAUGUUGUUGUGAAUUGUGCUGCAAUCUCAGUACCUCGUGCGUGUGAAAAGGAUCCUGCUACUGCUAUGUCUAUAAAUGUACCUCGCUCCCUUAUUAACUGGCUAUCGAGCUUUCAAGAAAGAUAUACACUUCUUAUCCAUUUAUCAACUGAUCAAGUUUAUGAAGGGGUGAAAUCCUUCUACAAGGAAGAAGAUGAAACUGUUCCUGUGAAUGUAUAUGGAAAAUCAAAAGUAGCAGCAGAGCAAUUUAUUUAUAAGAAAUGCUCAAACUUUGCAAUUCUGAGAAGCAGUAUCAUCUUCGGGCCACAGACUAUCUCACCUGUUCCAAAAUCUCUUCCAAUUCAGUGGAUUGAUGCUGUCCUCUCCAAAGGAGAACAGGUAGAGUUUUUCCAUGAUGAGUUCCGAUGCCCUGUGUAUGUCAAGGAUGUCGUUGCCAUCAUACUGUCUUUGACAAACAUAUGGAUAUCUGAGCACAAGCAAAUGCAGCUGCUUCUAAAUGUUGGUGGGCCAGACAGGGUGUCUCGUGUUCAAAUGGCUGAGGCUGUGGCGGAUAUUAGAGGACACAACGCUGCGUUGAUUAAGCCAGUAUCUUCAUCAUCGGUCGAUCGAGGCGUAAUAUCCCCAGCAGACAUAUCCAUGGAUAUUUCAAAACUGGUUCAAACACUAAACAUUGUGCCUACUUCAUUCAAGGAUGGUGUCAAAUUGACACUUGAAAACGCUUGAAUGCAUGAUGAUGUCUGAAUUGCAUGCAUUUCAUUCUUGUGCAAGUGUUGUAUUGCGAAGGUUAUAACAUUAAUAUUAAUUUUCUUCAUGGAGGAAUAGAAGAUUUGAGAAUGAGAAUAACUUUUGAUACA
Manihot esculenta (cassava) is the source of this 1223-nucleotide messenger RNA. RefSeq names its product methionine adenosyltransferase 2 subunit beta. The transcript is spliced from 6 exons. The coding region runs from base 136 to 1092 and encodes 318 amino acids. The record is from RefSeq and is a predicted model, not a curated record. NCBI's taxonomy places the organism in Eukaryota, Viridiplantae, Streptophyta, Magnoliopsida, Malpighiales, Euphorbiaceae.